Molecule: messenger RNA, 5536 nt
Organism: Cyanistes caeruleus (blue tit)
Lineage: Eukaryota; Metazoa; Chordata; Aves; Passeriformes; Paridae
Gene: TEX14
Product: testis expressed 14, intercellular bridge forming factor
Biological process (GO): protein phosphorylation; male meiotic nuclear division; mitotic sister chromatid separation
Cellular component (GO): kinetochore; intercellular bridge; midbody
Molecular function (GO): protein binding; ATP binding; protein kinase activity
Source: RefSeq, a predicted model, not a curated record
CGGGGCAGGGUUAAGACUAUACUUUCAGGGAUCAUUUCUGUAGUUGGUCACUAGAGGAGAGUGAUCGCACCUGAUCGGCGUCACAAGCCACGAGGAGGAGCAGGGUGUUCUCUCCUGAGCGCGAAGCGGGCGGGCGGUGCUGCCUGGGCAGGGGCCGCUCGCCAUUGAUGACCGUUCCCGGCCCUGUUGUUGGGGCUCGGGAGGGAGAGAACACGGGCUGAGUGGAAUUUUUGUUGAUGCUGUGAAUUCCAUGGGUCAAACCUGUCUCUUCACUGCUGCGCUGCUGGGGCUGGGUAAAAUCGUGGAUGUGCUGCUGAGAUUUGGCUCAGAUGCCAAUCAUCGCUGCCACGAUGGGAGCACCCCGGUGCAUGCAGCUGCAUUUUCAGGAAACCAGCAGAUCCUCAGCAGGUUACUGGAUGAAGGAGGAGAUCUCAGAGUCCACGACAAAGAGGGCAAAACUCCCCAGUUCUGGGCUUUGUCAGCCAGGAAGGAAAGCAGUGCUCAGAUGCUGGAAUUUAUCCAACAGUGCACACUGCACAUGCAAGCUGCAAUUUGGAACCUUCCCUCUGAUCUGCUCAGGAAAGUUGGCUCCUCAAAGGCCUUGAUCUGCAGCCCCUCGAGGUUUGGUGGCCUUGUCCAAGGAAAUGCUGAUAAUUCACUGGGAAAAUUCCUGAAAGGACAGCCCAGUGUGGCCAGGAACAUUUACAGCUUUGGUUUUGGGAAGUUCUAUCUCGCAGGCAGUGGCCACCUGGGCUACCUGGCCUCUCUCCCAAUUAUUGGGGAGAAAGAUGUGAUUCAGGCUGAUGAUGAACCAGCAUUUUCUUACCACGUGGGGCCCUACAUGAUCAUGACCAACUUGGUGUGGGGAGGCAGCAGAGUGACAGUGAAGGAGCUGAGCUUCCAGCCCCAGCAGAACUGCUGGAAGCUGCGCCUGGCUGAUCUCCUCCUGGCAGAGCAGGAACACAGCAGCAAACUCCGCCACCCUCACUUGCUGCAGCUGAUGUCUGUUUGUCUGUCCAGUGACCUGGAGAGAACUCGUUUGGUCUAUGAGAGGGUUCACUUUGGCUCUCUCUACAGCAUCCUCCAUGAAAGGCGUACAGAAUUCCCAGUGCUGCAGACAGAGACCAUUUUGCACAUUUUGCUCCAGAUCAUCGACGCUCUGCGUUUCCUGCACUCCCGGGGAUUUCUCCACCGCUCCCUCUCCUCCUAUGCCAUCCAAAUUGUGUCCUCUGGGGAGGCCAAGCUCUGCAACCUGGAGUACAUGAUAGAGAGCAAGGACAGUGGAGAGCACAGUGACCUGACCCGAAUUCCUGUCCCAGUUCAGCUGUUCCGCUGGUGUUCCCCUGAAAUAAUCCUGGAGAAGCCUGGGACAGUUAAAUCAGAUGUUUACAGCUUCUGUGCAGUGCUGCAGGAAGCCUUAACAGAGAGCCCUCCCUGGAAGGGUGUGGAAGACUCAGCUGUUAAGCAGCUCAUCCUUUCAGGGGAGCAGCUGGAAGCAGAUGUCAGGCUCCCCCUGAUCUAUUAUGAAGUUGUCAAGUCAGGGCUGGAGCCCAAACAGAGGAACCGCUCCAUGAAACUUCAGGAUAUUCAAUAUAUCCUGAAAAAUGACUUAAAGGAUUUGGUUAAGUCUGAAAGUGGCCAUGCUGGUGGAACACCCAAAGCACAGAGAUCUGCUGUUCUUGCAGAUGUGAACAUCUGCUGGGCAUCAGCUUUUAGCUUCCAGAAGAGGACAGUGGAAUUCCAGGAAAAAGAGAUAAGCAAGGCUGGUGGCUUUUCUGCCCCCACAGGCUCUGUUUUCCCCAGGGAGAGCAGUGCUGUGGUGGUGCAGGAGGCAGCAGCCAGCGCAGAGCCAGCUGCACAGGACACAAGCCCCGAUGUCUCCUCUGAAGUGCAGACAGGAGCUUUUCGCUCCAGUGAGAGUGAUGUGGAUGAGAGCCUGUGCAGCUUUGAGAUGAAUGAAAUCAUGGCCAGUUAUCCAGAAGGUCCCCAAGACUCCCUGGAAGAAGGACCUGGAUUAGGCCACGCUCCAAAGGAUGCAGAAAGGCAGCGAAAGGAAGGAGAUCAGAGCCAGUGGGAGGAUGAGGAGGAAGGGGAAUCCUUGGGGUCCAGCACGGGGUUCACUGGAGAGGAUGAGGAGGAAGAAACGGAGGAAGAAGAAGAGGAAAGGGUGAGAGAAGCCUCAGCCCUGUCCCAGGUGAGAGGAGAUGCUGGCAGGAGGCUGAGCAGCCCUUCCCAAAGCGACCAGCACAUCAGCAAAUGCGUCCUUGACGUCAAGAUCAUGCAGAGCAUGGUGCAGCAGGCAGGAGAUUGCCUGAGCAGGACAGAGGAGAUCCUGGACAGGCUCAAUGCCAUAGGAGAGCAGAAGAAGCUGCUCCAGGAAAGCAGGAUGAAUCUGCUUCCUAAGGAAAGUUCUCAAGGAAGACGCUGGAAUGGGCCUGAUGGGCCUUCCCAAAAUACCAAUAAAGCUUUUUCUGGAGUUGGUAUUUUUUUACACAAGGCUGUAGGUCCACCAUCCAGGGACUACAUUCCACCAUCAUUAAGGUGUCAGGCACCAGGCAGAGACAGCUUCCAGGCUGUUCCCAAGACAGCCAAGGAAAGAGAGGCAAUUCAAAAUGAGAAGUGGAAGAGCAAAAUUGCGGCCAGCCGUUGUGAUCCGGGCUGCAGCGGGGGCAGAGGCCUGGAUGAUGAAGUGAGCCUGAACCAGGAGCAUUUCCUCCCACACGUGGCUGCGAGGUGCCAAAAAAAGUUCAACUUGCAGUGUCAGAGAGGAGCUGAUUCACAUCCUGCAGCAAGAAGGGAAGAGGAGAAGUGGUGCCAUUCAAAACCAAGGGCUGAAUUCUGCAGCAAAAAAAAGAGUGAGAAGAAGAGGGUGAUGCAGUCAGGAUGGAGGACUGAAGUGGAGCAGUUGGCCAGAAGAGCGGUCUCAGGCCGGCUGGGGCUCAGCUGUCCGUACCCUGCCAGUGAAUGCACGUCUGAAAGUGAAGCAGAAAGUGCCAAGGAAACCUCCCAGCAGGUCCCUGCUGGAGCCCCACACAGCCAGGACCAGCAGAGGUGUGCCUGGCAGCCAGCUGAGGGUGCUGAGACCUGGGACCUGGGCACUGAGGAUAGAACUGAAUCUGGGGAGAGCGAUCUGGAGCCUGCACUCACGAGUUCCACAGGGAGGAGCUGCCAGUCCCCAGCACCAGAUGAGCAAGCAGAGUCUGGAACAGCCAUUCCUGAGAGUUCAGUCCUUCCUCAGCAAGCUGAGAAUCUCUCUAGAGGACAUUCAAGGGAAUUACAUGGUUCUCUUAACUCACCUCCUGAUGUGACUGAAGAAUUCUUCACUCCUGAUUAUUUCCUUCCUCCUGCUCUUGAGGGAAGGUCAGAAGCAGAGACCUCAAAUUCUGAGGGCAAAGCAGAAGACGUUUGUGGAGGAUUUUUACAGAAAUUACCUGGAGAUGCAGCAUCAGGAAUUCAGGCUCCAGGAGGAAAAAUACUAUUCUGCAGCACAACACCACAGAGCAGUGGCAGUAACAAGCUGGGAGUGAAUCAGCUGAGCCAAAUGCCUGGAGCCAGUGUGGAUGCAGCACGAGAAGCGACACUGUGGGAGCCACAGGAAGAAUGCCAAGAAAAAGAUGUAUCAGUGGCAGAUAUUCAGGAUUUGUCCAGCAUCCCCUGUGAGCAGAACUUCCAGAGGGGUGUGGAGUGUAAAACACCUCGGCUGAGCCACGCUCCCACCAGUGUCAGCACCCCCCUGGGCUCAGGGGAAAGAUUUCCAUCAGCCUUUGAGAAAUACAAACACUGCCGUGAAUUUUCUUCAGAUUCUUCCUUUUGUGCCUCUCAAGAAACCUCCUCCACAGCAUUCAAGACUUUCACCACAGCCUGUGAAGGGGACAGGAGCAUGGAAAUUCCAGUGGUGGCUCCAAGAGUUUUCCCAUUUGGACUGAAAGAGCCUGUUGGGUUGCCACCAGUUGCUUCAUCCCUGAGAAACACCAGGCAGGAACAUGCACUCUCAGAGCCCUUCUCCAUUGAUGAGCUGCCUCCACCAGCCCAAGAGCUGCUGGAUGAAAUUGAACACUUAAAGCAGCAAGAUUCCAUCACUCCAGACUCGGAAGGGAUGGGAUUGCAAGACUCCAGAGUACAAGUGAAUGCUCCUGAUCAAGUUACAAUGGAAAACAGAGAGUCAGAAAAAGAAUCUGAGAGAAAUGAGAAGAUAAAUCAGAGUUUAUGGACUAAGGAGUCAUUUAAUCAAGCAGAGGAUACAGAAAGGGCUCACUCCAGUCUGGAUGAUAUUUUGGAAAGAAUGCUCCAUGCAGUUCCUGGAGAUGAGGAGAUCCAAGAACAACCUCAGGGACACGCUCUUGGGGCUGCCAGCCUGCAGGAUCCAGAAGAUGCUGGAAGGAAGACUGGAGUAGAGGAGAGUGGAGCCUGGGCUGGAGGCAGAGCACCAGGAAGCUGUGCAGGGACUUCAGCAGACCAGCACCCCAAAGAUCAGAAAUUCCACCCCCAUCAGUGGCUGACUCCAGCUCCACCCUUCAGGAUAAUUGUUUUGGAUGAGAACUCUCUCCAUGAUUAAAACAGAGAGUGAAUAAAUUCUACACAUCACCUGCUUGCUGCUGCUUGCACAGUGUUUAGUCUGUGAAUUACAGCCCUUUUUGGCCACAUAAACACCUGUAAAGCUCAGACUUGCUUUAAGUGCAGCAGCAAAUUUUGAAGAAAAUCUAAUGCUGUGUGUUCUGAUAUGGUUUGUACUGGUUUGAUGCCACUGUUGCAUGCACAGGCAGUGUCAAUGUUGCAAAAGUGAACUGUUUUUUUUUACUGUCACAUCCUUAUGAAACUGGUUUUUAUUCUGCACGUGCUCAUUCUCAUAAGCUAAAGAAUUUCUUGCUCUGUUGCAUUAUGCAGUUUUCACAUUAAAGACAAAAUGAUUGUAAUUCUGUGGGCUGCUGGUGCUGCUCAGGCACUGAAAUGUUUCCAUGCUAGAGUGUUACAGCCCAUGUAGUGUCUGUUUUUCCUUGCUCAUUAAAUUUAACAAGGUAAUUUCUUGUUUUCUCUUUACUUAGUGCUUUUGUGAUCUAGUGUUGAACUGAUUUGACUGAUUAAAGGGAUUAAUUGCUGUGCAAAAAGCUAAUGAGGAAAAGGCAGUGUUCUCCAGAGAUUGCAAGUGCAGCAAUAUGUUCCCUGCCAGCAUCAGACAAGAAUGUGAAAAAAAUGUGGUUGUUAUGAAGAUACCUGAUGUUUAAUUCAACCACAUUUUUGGUAGGACUCAUAAAAAACAACAAAAAAUAAAAAAUCCCUAGAUAUAAUUGAGUUUGGAUUAGAAUUUUGAUGGGCACAGCAAUUUCAUACUUAACAAAUUUUUUUUUGUGAUAAAUACAGUUCAAAGUGCAGGAGUGAAGGUUGUUCUGUUCCCUGACAGACACACAGGGCUUUGAGCUGGUUUUGCACAUCUGGGUGGGUGAAGUUUUGCAUCUUCAUUCCUGUUUUUGCAGGGAAUUGCUCCAGCUCUGUACCUGUUAAUUUGGUUUAACAACAUUAAUAAAAGUUUCCAAGGUUA